Molecule: messenger RNA, 1756 nt
Organism: Thrips palmi
Lineage: Eukaryota; Metazoa; Arthropoda; Insecta; Thysanoptera; Thripidae
Gene: Nmd3
Product: 60S ribosomal export protein NMD3
Exons: 10
Coding region: 120-1646 (508 amino acids)
Biological process (GO): ribosomal large subunit export from nucleus
Cellular component (GO): nucleus; cytoplasm
Molecular function (GO): ribosomal large subunit binding
Source: RefSeq, a predicted model, not a curated record
GAAUCUUUGGACAACGCUUUUGGGGUUUCGUUUGGGCCAGUGCUAUUCGAAACACACGUGUAAGGCAAACUCACAGAAUUCUCUGCAACCGUUCACAUUGUGACGGUGUGCGGACCAUCAUGGAGUACUUACAAGAAGAGCAGGUCGAAUCCGCCGCAAACAGAAUAUUAUGUUGUGAAUGUGGUGUGGUGAUUGCGCCCAAUCCAGCCAAUAUGUGUGUGGCCUGUCUACGCACUGUGGUGGACAUCUCUGAGGGUAUACCUAAACAAGGCACUUUACACUUUUGUCGAGGAUGUGAAAGAUACUUGCAGCCACCUACUGAAUGGAUUCAUUGCCCACUCGAGUCUCGUGAAUUGCUGUCACUCUGCCUUCGUAAAUUGAAAGGCCUUAACAGAGUUAAAUUGAUAGAUGCUGGCUUUGUCUGGACUGAACCUCACUCCAAGAGGAUUAAAGUCAAGCUGACUGUUCAUGGUGAAGUCAUGGGAGGAACAGUUUUGCAACAAGUAUUCAUCGUUGAAUUUGUUGUUGCCCACCAGAUGUGUGACGAAUGUCACCGCAAAGAAGCUCAGGACUUUUGGCAUGCAUUGGUUCAAGUUAGACAGAAGGCUGAAAAUAAGAAAACUUUUCACUAUUUGGAACAGCUUAUUCUUAAGCACAAGGCUCAUGAAAAUACACUUGGCAUCAAACCCAAUGGAGAGGGCUUGGAUUUUUUUUACCACACCGAAGCUCAUGCUCGUAAAAUGGUAGACUUUCUUGGCACGGUACUGCCUAUUAAAUAUCAACACUCAAAGAAGUUAAUAUCCCACGACAUUCAUAGCAACAACUACAACUACAAAUUCUCCUUCAGUGUGGAAAUUGUACCUCUGUCAAAAGACAGCUUGAUUUGUCUUCCUAAGAGCGUAACUCAGCAAAACGGAGGGAUAAAUCCCCUGGUAUUAGUUCAUCGAGUCACGAGUACUCUGCAUUUUAUUGACCCAGCCACAGCUCAGCUUGCUGAAAUGAAUGCAAAUGCAUAUUGGCGCAAUCCAUUCUCAACCAUUUGUGACCCUAAGCAACUGUCUGAAUACAUUGUGAUGGAAAUGGAAGUAAUAAUGGAAAAGGACAGGAAGACAUUCCCUGGACAAGGUACCAUCUCUAACAAGCAUGUUCUUGCUGAUGUUUGGCUGGUAAAAGCAUCAGAACUAGGCAUAAAUGAGGAUACUAUCCAUACUCGAACACACCUUGGCCACUUAAUCAAGCCAGGAGAUUCUGUUAUGGCAUAUUGCUUGGCUGAUAGCAAUGCAAAUGAUGAAAAUUUUGACAAAUUGAAGCAAGAAAAAAUACCUGAUUUGAUCAUUGUAAAGAAACAUUAUCCUGAUCGCAGUUCCAAACGGCGCCGCUGGAAGUUGCAGCAUUUGGCAGCUGAGGGAGAAUUGUUUGAGAAGAACAGGGACUACCAUGAGUUUUUGGAUGAUCUGGAAGAAGAUCCUUUACUGCGCCAGAAUGUCAACAUUUACAAGGACCCCAAGAACAUCAACAUGCCUGUGGAUGCGGACGAUGCUGACGAUCCCGACGCUCCGGGCAUCACAUUGGACGAAAUGCUGGACGAUUUACAGAUUGAAGAUGAUCCUAUGGAUGAAGGGGAGGGUUCUGAGGACAUGUCCUAAUGACAUGAAAAGUGAAAAAUGUAAAACGGAUACAUUACCAACAUGUUACAAUUUGUUUUGAGUAGGGCAUUGUUUAAACUUUCGGAAUAAAAUCAUAAUUGUUACAGCAA